Pochonia chlamydosporia 170 is the source of this 396-nucleotide messenger RNA. RefSeq lists its product as hypothetical. The transcript has a single exon. Lineage: Eukaryota; Fungi; Ascomycota; Sordariomycetes; Hypocreales; Clavicipitaceae. The record is from RefSeq and is a predicted model, not a curated record. The coding region runs from base 1 to 396 and encodes 131 amino acids.
AUGGUUGAUUACUCACUUAAUUCGACGCUACUUGCAGGCCGAUAUCCAAAUAUAACCGAGCCGCGUCUCAAGGGAGGGCUCGGCACUGAGACCAACCGGUUCAUCCUGGAGGUUGGUGCAAGUUGCAUGCAUGCUCACCACUUUCAUCACUAUGGGAAAGCCAAUGGGACAGGCAUCUGGCUCAAAGGUGUCGCUUUGAAUGGCAAGCUGAAGCUUGGCUGGCAAUUUUUAUAUUUCCGGUUGGCUGUUGUUUGUCAGCGACCCGUCUCGUGGUCAAGUCUGGUGGUUCGCACAACGUCCGGGGAGGCUGAAAGAAUGUCAAGUUACUGGUACACCAGAUGCAAGCACCUAGUCUGCACAUUCAACCACUGGAGAAUUACCUGGUCUCCAAGAUAG